Messenger RNA from Xenopus tropicalis (tropical clawed frog), 1315 nucleotides. RefSeq lists its product as uncharacterized. The record is from RefSeq and is a predicted model, not a curated record. NCBI's taxonomy places the organism in Eukaryota, Metazoa, Chordata, Amphibia, Anura, Pipidae. Bases 1 to 1068 code for a protein of 355 amino acids. The transcript has 5 exons.
AUGGCAGCGGCUGCUACAAACUAUAAGUUGAAGUCACAUGGCCCUUCCCUCUGUGACAUCACAAUGAAACGAGAUAUCAAUGAAACAUUUUAUCCAUUUUGUACAAUCAAUGAAGCAAACAGAUAUGUAGAAUCUUUCCCAGUUUGCCCACUCUCUGAAGAAACUACCAGAGAUGUUGUGAUUUCCCAGGAACGGCCCCGGCCGGUACCUUUAUUGCUUCCUGAAGAUAUUACAUGCGAUGGCUUGCUGUGUCCUAUUCCAAAUAGAGACAAUCAGCUCAUUAAAUCAAAUGAAGAGCUGAGAAGCGCCAUCAUCCAGGGAAUGUCUCCUAUAGAAAAUAUGAACAGUGAUGCACAGAAAGAAAUGAGCAUAUGGGAAACCCUUAUGGACAUUGGCUCUCCAAUUAGCAUAUUCUUUAUUUUGCUGGAUCUGUGCUCUAUCUACUGGUAUGUAAGGAGUAAACCCAAAAAGGACGAUGAUAUUCCUGCUAAUAGUGAGGCCCAAAGCAAAGAGGAACAAAGGGAAAGUCUAGAGAAUGUUGAGAGCCAGGAGAAUAGAAAUGAGAAGGAACAUGAAGCCCAUAGACCAGUUGGCAGGAAAAAGAAUCCUCAUUUCCACAGAUAUAUCAGUCCCAUGAAAGAACAAGUUUGUUUUGUUACUAGAGACCAAAUCCCAAGAAAGAAACCAAUGACAAAGGCUUCUUUAGAUGCCCCGGUUACUGCUGUGCCCAGUCACAGCCAAACUUCUCCACCGGCAAUGGCACCAAAGGAAGAGGUCAAGUACAUGAUUAUUGCUGUGCCCAGAUACAGCCAAACUUCCACACCGGCAACGGCACCAAAGGAAGAAGUUAAGGCCCCGGUUACUGCUGUGCCCAGUCACAGCCAAACUUCUCCACCAGCAAUGGCACCAAAGGAAGAAGUUAAGACCAUGAUUACUGCUGUGCCCAGAUACAGCCAAACUUCUCCACCGGCAAUGGCACCAAAGAAAGAAGUUAAGGUGAAUAUAAGGAAUUGUCUGUACGUUAAAUUGAGAAGAUUUCUCAGUUGCCACUUCCCGACAAGAUUCUAAUUAAUAACACAAAGGCAAAAAGAAUGACUUCUAAAGUUUAUCUGCCAUUACAUGGAAGGAGUUAAUACGUCAGAACAAAGAGAAGAAUCACAAAUAAAGUCAGAACCCAGAUCAGCCUAUGGGAAGGGAUGUGACUUUCUUAGGGCGUGACCCAAACCCAAUGUUCUUAAUAGUGGUGAAUGUCUGCUUAUCACCCUAAUAGAACAUCUACUUCCUAUGGCUUUUAAUAAAAUGUAAUAAAAAUUAA